Molecule: messenger RNA, 11956 nt
Organism: Eufriesea mexicana
Lineage: Eukaryota; Metazoa; Arthropoda; Insecta; Hymenoptera; Apidae
Gene: nonC
Product: serine/threonine-protein kinase Smg1
Exons: 13
Coding region: 1-10971 (3656 amino acids)
Biological process (GO): phosphorylation; negative regulation of macroautophagy; TOR signaling
Cellular component (GO): cytoplasm; TORC1 complex; TORC2 complex
Molecular function (GO): protein binding; protein serine/threonine kinase activity
Source: RefSeq, a predicted model, not a curated record
AUGCAAAGUAUAGGUCAUGCAGAUCAUCUGCAGAGUAAUGUAAUGAAUAGCUGUGGGAACUCUAAUAUUAGCACCAGGCUACGCGGAUCUAAGUGUUCGGAGAUACAAGAAGAAUCUAUCAGUAAUAAUCGACCUAGUGUGCUGGAAAAAGGAGAUGUCAAUGUCUUAAGUGGAUAUAACUCAAAUGAUUUUAAUGCUCCAAGAGGUACUUUGGUCAUUUGUCAAAGAAGUACAAAUAACUAUUCCUCUGAACAUAGCUUCUCCAGAUUUAAACCAAGAAUUGGUGGUAUACCACGCAAUGAAUUUCGAAUGGCUCGAGGGGGUAGUUCUGGAGAUCGUACCAGAGGUGCUUUACGGGGUAGAGCUUUUAAGAAGACACCUAUUGAACGUGACUCUAAUACAGAAACUAGCUACUAUACUACAACUAGAUCCAAAUUUCAAGAAUCGCUGAAAAAUCAAGAAAAUGUACAAGGAAAAUAUUAUGACGACAAAAGAAUAAAUGAAGAUUCUAGGAUCUCUAAACUUUUAAGAAGAUUGUGUAGAGAAGAUGAUUAUGAUCAUUUUAUGGUGUUAUGCAAACAAGCACAAGAAGGUAUAAUAGCACUUGAAAAUCAAAGAUACAUAAGACGAAAUUUAGAUGUCAUUUGUGAAGGUUUGUUGGAUAUUUUACAUACUGGUCCUGGACUAGAAGCAAAACAGCAAGUUGCAAAAUGUUUAGGGCGUGUUGGAUAUGCAUCUGAACAAGAUUUUAAGAGAUACAUGGAUUGGGUCUUCAAUAAAUAUUCAUUGGAACGGAAAGACGAUAUAAAGUGCCUUUUAAUCAAAUCAUUUGUUGAAGCUUUUAAAUUAGAUACAGAGGCACCGAGAUUAAAAGAAUUUUCAGUGCUAAUGAUGUCACAAUUACAAUCAACACUUGAAAAUGUUGAUCGAUCAGACUUAUUGGUAGCAACUGUGGAUGCAAUAUUACUGAUCAUGGAAUCUUAUCCUGAAACAUUUUCAAAUCAUUUUCGUGAUACGGUUGAUAUAUUAGUUGGCUGGCAUAUCGAUUCAACUCAGCAAAAAACGAUUGCAACUUAUGCUAGUCAUAGUUUGCAGAGAUUGCGAAAUUUUUGGAUAGCAGAUUUACAAUUUACUUUGACCUUACUGGGGCAAUUUUUAGAAGACAUGGAGAGUUAUGACGAAGAAUUGUCUUUACCAGAGUCUGGUAGAAGUUCUCCUGGAGAUGAAGUAUCACCAACACCUAAAGAAUGUAUUCGACGGAUUACAUCUCUGAUUUCGGUAUUCAAUACAGUUACGAAAAGUAUAUCUGAGCAUUUGAAUCCUAAUCUCACACCAAAUGUUCAAUGGUCGUUUUUAUCUGAUUGUUUAUCAAAAAUGCUGAAAACAGUCGUCAAAGCAAUUGAAUUGGAUGAUAAUAAUGAAAUUUCAAAUUUGGAUUUUACCCUUACACCGGAGUGUGUUGAUGAAUUAUUAAAAUGUAUUAAAAAUGUCGGUGUUAUUCCACCAAAAAAUUCCAGUAAAUCGGAACUAAUCGAAGACGAUGUCAUUAAUAUGUUUAAAUCUUUGGAUUUGAAUAAAAAUGAAUUAAAAAAUUUAAAGCAAAAUAUCGAAAAAGAAACUUCGUUAAAAGAGAAAGAACCAUUGUUAAAUAUUAUACGAUGGAUGGAACUAAAAACCAAGAAAGAUUUAGAUCUAACUGAGGAAAAAGAGGAAUUGAUUGUUGUUGCAAAUGAAUGCACAUUUUUAUUGUUAGGUCAUCUUCAGAGUCGUAUAACAAAGAAUCACGAGUUACUUUAUAAGUUCAUUGAUCUUCAAUUAAAAAGAAUCAAUAUUUUUUGGGAUGAUACAAUAAUUUCUAUGUUGAAUACUAUAUCAAAAAUAAUAAAAGAAGUGUCUGCAAACUUGCCACUGGAAUUGGUACACAAAUUACUUGGAAAGGACUCCGCGUUACUUAAAUUGAGAUUCUGGGAUUCGAUUUCUAUUCAAAACGCUAGUCUCGGAGUAUAUCAUAGUCUUCUCAGCCUUAAAAAUAUUCCAUUAUUACAAGAAUCCUACCGCUACAUACUGUCGGAUUUGGAGAUUGCUUAUAAGCUUAUUUUAACAGAUAUUGAAAGUUUAGUAGCAGAUAAUCCAUUACUCGAUGGUAUUAAUUAUAAAAAAACUGAUGCAGAAAUUGUAGUUACUUUUUUGCUGAGAGCUCUUUCUGAUAUAGCGAAUGCAAGCAAUUCAAUUAUUGGUAUGUGGGCAUUAAAACCGAGCAUUUUGGAACUGCUAGCAGUCAAGUUAAAACCUUAUGACAACAGUUUAUCAUCAACUAGUCCGAUUUUGCAAUAUAGUAUUUUGUAUUUACUAUACGCGCAUUGUUCUAGGUAUAAUCAUUUUGUGCCAAGUUCAAGUUUAAUAACUGGAACUACUACUUGUCGUCCAAUAGAUAUGUUUCCAGGAGCACUAGAUGUUCCAACUACAUCACCUACUAGUGGUCAUCUCUCUAUAAUUCUAAACUUGAUAGCUAAAAGUUACAAUGAAUACACGCAGGAGCAAACGUUAUUGCUUCUAUCAACGUGGAUGCAAGAAAUUUGUAUACAGGCAGAAAACUACAUCGGUAUUUUAAGUAAAACAAAAGAGUACGAAAACGUUCUUACUAGCUUGAUUGCUUGUGGAGCUACUAUUGAUCGCGAUAUUUCUAUUGCCAUUUGCAAUCUCUUCGAAAUUUUGAUGAGUGCAAAGAAUGUCACUUGGAAAGAAGAAAUGUAUGCGUCUGUUGUGGACUUGGUGAUGUUACAUUUAACUUCGCGAGAUGAAAUUGUACGGGAAAAGUAUGGUUCAUUAUUAACACAAAUGCCUUUAAAUAUAGUAAUACCAAAACUAAAUAGAGAGUACUUGUUAUCAGAAACAAAGAAAUAUCAGGGAAUUAAAAAUUACUCAACCGAAUCUUUAAUCUUUGCUCAAAGAUUACAUAUGCGAGGAACGAAUAAUGGAGAAAUGCAAACACAACAUUUCAAAACUUAUAUGGCAUUUUUGUUGCAAGAGCAAUACUUGGAUGCAUCUGAAUUAUCAGAAAUAUUUACUUUAUGUUGGCCAAUCGUAUCUGAAAGUGAAACUACUAAGAAAAUGUAUCGUUUAGCAUUAACAAAUCGAUCCUUUUUGUAUUUUUGGGCUGGUUUUGAAGCAGCUCAACAUUGUGUGACGAAUAAGCUUCGUACUUCAUUAGGAAAACCACAAGAAACAUUUACAUCGAUUGAAAGUGCUCUGAAAACAUUAGCACGCGAAAUAUCAUAUAGCUAUGAUGCAACAAAAAAAGAAAAACGAAAUUUGGAUCAUUUACUAAGCGAACAUACGCGUGUGCGAUUAUUUAUUGAAUUUCUCGAACAUCUUGAAAGAGUAAUACAUAAUGCGGCAGAAGGUUGUGCAAUUGCUUUAUUACCAUUAUCAAAACCAGUUAGAACUUUUUUUCAUACUAAUAAAUCAACUUGUAAAGAAUGGUUGAAUCGUAUUAGACUGGCAUUAUGUGUAGUGUCAUUACAUUCUGGACUAGCUAGCAGUGCUUUGAGAAAUAGUCAGAGAUUAUUAGACGACUUAAGUAGCAGUGAUAAUACACAAGGUAUUGAAUUUGAAAGAGCUACUCUCUGUACAGCACAAGCUAUGGUAAUGCUAGGAGAAGCGGAAGCGUUACAGGGAUUAUAUGUUUAUACGAAGGAAAAAGAAAGAAAAUUUCCGUGGUUGAAAGCUGCUAUGGAGGAAGCUGCAAAUCGCUAUGAAUCUGCUACCGAAGCAUAUAAAUCGAUUAUCGAGGAAUAUAUGCGUGUUGCAAAUAGUCGAUGUGGGAAAGAUAUAGAGCAAGAAGAAGAGGGAGAUGAUGUUGCCGAUGGCAGUAAUGUGGCUUGUAUUGAUGGCACUAGCGGAAGUGAGGAAGUUGUCUCUGAUGGAAAAAGCAAGUGUUUUAAAUCUGAAGGAGAUAAUCAAGUACUCAGUUUUUGUAUGCAACGAUUAUGUCAUUGUUAUGAAGCCGUUAGUGAUUGGUCUCGAUUAGAGGCUUGGAAACAGCAAGAGGCCGAGAUUUUUGUGCGAGAUAAAAAUGUUUUCAAAAAACAAUUAUUAAUGGAAAAUAGCGCCUCUUGUCAAAAAGCAAAAUGUUUAAAAAAAUUUGAAGGUGGUGAAAGCAUAUGUCUAGAUGAUCUAAGUGAUUGGAAUCUGUUGGAUAGUGGAAUCAGCAAAACAGGAAAUUGGAGUUGUACAAAAACAUUGGUCGAAUGUGGUAAUACAUUAACCAAUAUUGCACUUAGGAUUCAUAUAAACGAUUAUAAAGAUCAUUUUGAGGAAGAAAUUGAACGAUGUCGGCGAGUGGCAGCUAAAACUAUGGAAGAAGGUCUAAGAAAUGUACCUUCAGAAUGUUUAAACGAAUCUAUAUUAGUACGAUUUUCAGCAGAUGGAUUAAAAGGUAUUCUAUCUGGUAAAGAAGAAAACGUUUACGAAUUGUAUAAGAGCGAAAAACUUGAUCAUAUGGAUUCAAAUGUGUUAACACGAACUUUGUGGUGGUCAGACUAUUUCGGCAGAGCAAGGAAGAACAACAGUCUUGAAAUACGAUUAGAUAACGAUGAAGUUGCUGAUUUACGAUUACAUAUUGUCCGAACUGCUAGAAAAGAAGGUAAUUUCGAGUUAGCAAAACGCGAACUUCUUAAUUAUUUAAGAUCUGAACGAGAACUUUGUCGAUUUGAUGGAGGUGAACGAAAUUAUAUUAAUCCUGAUUUCGACCAAGCAACUGAUGAUGUUCUGAAGAACGUAAUGCAUGUAAAAUGGUCGAAGAAUAAUAUACGCGCAUUUCGUGAAUUUUCAAAGUUGUUAUAUGAUAUGGAACAAGUCAAUAAAGCAUUGAAAGUGUGUAGUGCAACUGCGCUUGGAAUAUCUCGAACUAUCGUUGAUGGAGAACAGUCGACUGACUUACGUGAAAACGGAACAAUUCUUCUUCUAACUCUUGGUAAAUGGAUACAACAAGAAGCUGGCAGCAUCGAAAAUGGCCAGUUGGAAAAAUUACUCGAAUUCGAAGCUGCUCAUAACGAUGGCUUGAUGAACAAGCUAUUCGGACCAACUGCGAGUUCAAUACCUGUUUCAGAUAUGAUAAUCGGUAGAUUAACACAACUUGGUGUAAAUCAAUGCCCAGAUUUACCGCUUGCAUGGUGUAGCUUCGCAAGUUGGUGUUAUAAAUGGGGAAGAAAGAUCGUGGAUAAUUCUAAUUCAGGACAAUUGACUGAUGCAGAUAGAGCAACCAUUAGAGAUUUACUACCAUUUGAUACAAGUGGAUCUGACUUGAAUACUAUUUUUUCGAUUUUGUCUCAAAGCAAAGCAAUUCCUGAAGACGAAGGUGAAAUAACGGACACUUCCAAUAAUAUUAAUACCUCAGAUAUGAUAGAGAAUCAAUUACGUAGCGUUUCAAUAUUAAGUCGUGCCAGUGCCGACCAUAUCGCAAUGCUGAUCGAUAUUUGGAGACAAGCACAGAAAAGGAUUUACUCAUAUUAUGAGCUUUCCGCGAACGCAUACUUCAAGUACUUGCAACUUGCCGCAAUUAAAGAAGCUAACGAUUGUGCUACUAUCACAGCUACUCUCAGAUUACUACGACUGGUCGUAAAACACGCUCUCGAAUUACAAAAUGUUUUAGAGUCUGGACUUUCUUCGACUCCUACUGCUCCAUGGAAGGAGAUAAUACCACAACUGUUUUCGAGACUCAGUCAUCCCGAGUCUUACGUUCGGACUCGAGUGUCUGAAUUGUUGUGUAGAGUUGCAGAGAAUUCUCCACAUUUGAUCACAUUUCCAGCUGUGGUUGGAGCGGUUUCUUGGUUUUCACGGUUUUAUGGGUGGCUUGUUCAAAAGAAAACUUCUGAUAAAGUUCUUUAUGAGAAAGCGGAAACUGAUUUGUCGCAGAACGAUUUAGAUCUUAUCGAAGAAGAAGAGAUACGUGUUGAAAGUCCUGCUACAGCUUACCAAAAUAAACAAGAAAAAUUCAUAGACUGUUUUUUUUUGCAAUUGGUAGGUUGUCUGUCAAACAAAAUUCAGGAUUCUAUCGAACAAGUGCAAUUACUCGUUUACGAGUUGCAUAGGAUUACAUUACUCUGGGAUGAGUUAUGGUUGACAACUUUAUGUCAGCAUCAUACUGAAAUUUCUAAGCGAUUUGAACAAUUAGAAAUGGAAGUGCAAAAAGUACAAGAUAAUGCUUGGUUAAAUAUUGAAGAAAAGGAUAAGUUGAUUGCAGAAAAGCAUCGAAUUAUAUUGAAACCAAUAGUUUUCAUAUUAGAAAACCUUUUGUCUAUAAUUUCUGUUCCAGCCGAAACACCACAUGAGGAAAAUUUUCAGGAGAAAUUUGGACCUUUAAUAGAAGAAGCGAUUAGUAAAUUAAACAAUCCUAAGAAUCCUGCAAAGCCACAAAUAGCAAAUAUGUGUUUAAAACAACUGGAAGGUAAAUUAGCUCAGCGGGUGCACAGACGAGCUGCAUAUUCCCUUUCUAUGAAUGAUAUCAGUCCAGUGUUAGCUAAUUUGCGAAAUACAUGUAUUGCCAUGCCAGGUGUUGCUGCAAAUGAUAAUAAAAUAGUUACUAUAGAAUCUGUAGAUAAUAAUGUUCAAAUAUUACCAAGUAAGACAAAACCUAAGAAGCUCAUGUUCCAUGGUUCUGAUGGACAUGUUUACACUUAUUUAUUUAAAGGUUUGGAAGAUCUUCAUUUGGAUGAAAGAAUUAUGCAAUUCUUAAAUAUAUGUAACACAAUGAUGUUAAAGAAAGGUGAUUCGAAAAAAGUUUAUAGAGCGCGUCAUUAUUCAGUUAUACCAUUAGGUUCACGAUGUGGUUUAAUACAGUGGGUCGAUGGCGUGACACCCUUAUUCAUUUUGUAUAAAAGAUGGCAACAGAGAGAAAGCGCAAUGCUUAAUAAAACUGGUAGUUCGGCAAUAUUAAGACCUUCUGAGCUAUUUUAUAAUAAAUUAACUCCGCUUUUGAAAGAGCGAGGAAUAGGUUUGGAAAACAGGAAAGAAUGGCCUAUCCAAGUAUUGAAACAAGUUUUAGCAGAAUUAAUGGCUGAGACGCCCAAAGACUUAUUAGCAAAAGAAAUUUGGUGUAAUAGUAUAAAUGCUGGAAGUUGGUGGCAAGCGACGAAAAAUUAUUCUUAUUCGGUAGCCGUGAUGUCUAUUAUCGGUUAUAUUAUUGGGCUCGGUGAUAGACAUUUGGAUAAUGUGCUAGUUGAUCUAAAUACAGGCGAGGUUGUUCAUAUUGACUACAAUGUUUGCUUUGAGAAAGGCAAAACUUUACGCGUUCCAGAAAAAGUGCCAUUUAGAAUGACUCCAAACAUCAGAACAGCGCUAGGAGUAACCGGAGUCGAGGGUAUAUUUCGUUUAGCUUGCGAACAUACACUUCGAGUAAUGCGCCGAGGGCGAGAAACUUUAUUGACUUUGCUCGAAGCGUUUAUAUACGAUCCGCUAGUCGAUUGGCGAACUGGCGCAGAUAAUAGUAUCGCGAGUUAUGGAAUUGAAAGGAAGCAAUUGGAACAGGAACUGACACGAGCAAUGUUUGCUGUUCGAACGGCAGAAAUGCGUGCUGAAUGGUUAGCAAACAGAGAUGAGUUGAUGAAAAUUUUUCCAUUAUUGUGCCAUCAUUUGAAUUGUUGGGUGGAAGCAACAGAUAUCACACGUCAAUGUCAAGACUUAUUACAAGAUAGACAUCAACAACUUGCUUUAGUUAAGGAAGCACAAGCAAUGGGACGUAAUCAUCCAUUAUAUUCUGUAAUAAAGCGUUACAAUUCUUUUAAAAGAGCACGAGAUGCUCAUGAGAAAGCAAAAGCUGGAUUAAAAGAAAAAAUCGAAGAUUGUGAAAAACAAAUCAACAUGCAUAAUAUGGCACUUACAGCUGUACGGGGUCCGCAAUUAGGUCAAUGGUUGACAGAAUUAGGAACUUCUACAAAUCAAGAGGAUCAUGUAGUUUUUGAUCUCGUCAAAGAAUUUUUACAGAAUGCUGGUCAAAGUCAAAUGAUUGUUCAAUGUGAACAAUCAGAAAAUGAAUUGACUCAAUUAGCUACACAACAAUCUAUUCUAAUACGCAAUUGUUUGGAUUUAUUGAGUCAAUAUUCGGCGAUUUGCAGCCUUUAUCCUCUAAGUAAUAUGUCACAACAUCGUACAGUGCUUUAUCAUGGCUGGGCUAAUAAGCUCUUGAACACUGGAAGCGUCGAAACUUGUCGCGAAGUUAUGAUGCAAUUUGAGAACACCUUUGAUCCAAUCAAAAGCUCCAAUAAUCAGCAAGUUCAACAGAUAAUAACAUUUUCUUAUCAGAUGCAAACGAUUUUGAACGAAGCUAACGAGAGAUUAAAGAAAGCAUAUGAAAGAAUGGUUUCAGAAGGUUUACCGGAAUCUCUAAUUAGAAUAGAAAAAACAUAUGGAGAAUCGAGAGUACAAAUACAAAGCUUUCUGAGACGAGAAAAAGGAGCAGAAAAAGCACUUGAGUGUGUUAACAUAACGGCACUUUGUGCUUUGAAUAAAAGAUAUUUGAUGAUGGAAGGUGCUGCCAAAUGUGCAGGAGACUGUUUAGUUGAUCUUACUUCUAGGGAAGGAGACUGGUUUUUAGAUGAAAUGCGUUUGAUGUCAUCAUUAAUUGCUGAAUUAGUUAGCCUGAUACCCGAAUGCCAUAAAACAAACAAUGAUCACAAGAUAUCUGUUAUAUUAAAAUGUUUAAGAGGAUCUGAUAGUAUUUAUAAAGGAUUGCAAGAGCUUAAUUAUAAUUUCCACACCAUUAUUUUGCCUGAAGCGAUGAAAACGAUCAUAACAGAGGAGCCAACUGUGAUUAGGAUGAUAGGAGAAUUAACCGAAAUAAUUGUAUUAUCGGGUAUACCACUCGGUGAUAUCUUAGGUCAGUUGGAAAUGCAUCUCAGAUUUACUGUUAUGGAGAUGGAAAGCCCACAUGCGAUGAUACAAAGCAUUGUUAAUAAUAUGAGGUUAAGAUUUGAAGCAUUGUUGUCUCGACCUGCCGAAAUUCAGGAACCAAAUCAAGACGAGACAUUGACUCCUGGCCAAAUGCUUUUAAUGGGGUUCAAUGGUUUGUUUGAAAAACUACAAAUGGAAGGUAACGCUCUGAUUGCUACUUUAAGUACACUCGAUAUUCCACCAUCCUGGAGAAAAAUCGAUCAGAUUCGAGAAGCCAAAGAAAUGUCUGCUCCUAUAUUUAAUAAAACAGCUUGUCAAGUUUUAGAGGAUAUAUUUUUAGUUAAACGUUUACACACCAUACAAGAAUUUUUUAUGAUGUGCAGAGAUAUUGCAACUGCAUUCAAGGGCGGGUUAGCAAACAUUUACGAUGACGAGAGACUUAACAAACCAAUAAGAAUCUUUACAGCGGAUUAUGUGUCAAGACAAUUACUCGGUGUUACUUCCCAAACAUUAGCUAUUGCAUUAUGCUUUUUACUACAGAGAAUGGGAUUAAGCGUUACUACUGAAAUCGAACAAAGAGAUAUUGGAGCUGAGAGUAAAGUUUCAAUAGAAGAAUUGUGUAGAAAGGUUGUUGAUCUCUGUUUAAAGAGAGGUCUUUUUUCUGGAUCUGUUCUUGCUCAAGCCAGUGCACUUAGUAGUACUCUCGAAAGCGCUUGGCGAAGAAAGCAGAGUACAAGAUUUGCACAACAAUGUACCGAGGUAGCUAGAGCUAGCAUGCAAAGACUUCAACUACAACUAACAGCUCAUCACUGGUUACAUGAAGACAGUUUUUUGAUAAGGUCAAAUGUUAAUGUAAUGAAUCCUUUGAAUCGUUCUGUAUUUAUGUUAGAACUCCGAAAAACGGCAGCAGCACUCUCUACUUUACAAUCUCGAGUAUGUGAAGCUCGAGAGCAACAACAAAAUCUUGUUUCCAGUGCAGUACAACGAUUGAAAUGGGCUGCCGGAGCGAAUCCUGCUCUUGGAGAAGUUAUGUCCGCAUUUGAUAAUGCGGUACUCUCAUCUUGCGAAAAGUUAACUCGGCAGCAUAAUCUUGCGACUAGUGUUAUCAAUACCUGUAACUCUAUCUUACAUUACGAGGCUUUAAGAACCAGAACAUCUGAAAGUAUGACACAUGAUACAAAUUUUGUUAAAUUGAUUAAGCAUUGGGAAGAGAGUUGUAUCCUGACGAUAAAUCUAAAUAUAACUGUAACCGCGAUUGAAGAGAGCCUAGUUGAAUUGUUACAUAUGGAAAGCAAUGUCGAUAUAAAUUGGCUAAAACAGGCUGAGAGAUUUAUCUCUGAAGCAAUAUUAGAUGUUCAAAAGAAAUUGCAGGAAAAACAAGAAAGUUUGCUUUCUGCUCAAGAACGUUUAAGAGAACAAGUAUCAAACUUGCAAAGUGUGUUAACCGAACAUUAUAGAUUGAUGUCAGAUGUUCGAAUUUUAUUACGAACUAUGGUGAAACAAGAGAACAUUGAUGGCCUACAAGAGUUUCUUUCUUCGUAUCGGUCUUUCACUGAAAGCAUAUCGGCGAUUGUAAAGGAACUUGAAUCUGAUAAUUUAGAUGCAAAUAGAGGAAUAACGAUUAAUGAAGAAUUGGAAAAUAUGGCGACUGUAGCACCAAAUUUGUAUAAUGAGUUGUUAGAGUUUGCCAAUGAAAAGAAAAUGAAUUCAGUAAAGAUGUCUGAGAAACAAAAAGAGAUAGAUAAGGAAAAAGAGAAAGAACGAGAAAGAGAAAGUGAAACCGAAACUUCGAUAGUCAGCUCGAUAAAGAAAAAAGGAAAAUUAAUGAGGCAAGAGGGUGUGUGUUACAGUCCAAGAAAAGGAAUUCCACCGACCAGAGAUCCAACUACAGGCAAAGCUGUUCAGGAGCGGAACGCGUAUGCGUUAAAUGUUUGGCAUCGUGUACGAAUGAAGCUAGAAGGAUGCGAUCCUCAACCAACAAGGAAGUAUACAACGGCUGAACAAGUGGAAUAUGUGAUACGCGAAGCUCAAAGCACUGACAAUUUAGCCCUUUUGUACGAGGGUUGGACACCAUGGGUUUGAACGAAAAAAGAUUGACGCAGUCGCGUCGAUGGUUUAAUGCUCGUUACACACUCGGUACUCGAGUUCGUACCGUUCUUCGCUCUGUGCUCGACGGGGCUAGCUCUCUGUCCGACCAGGUGUGAAGUACAUCUUCGUUGUCACCUGGAAGAGAAAGUUCAUGUCCGUAAGGAUGCCGUUUAAGUUCGGCAAUGCGAACUUGCAUACAAAGAAAUUCCUGCGCGAUCCAUGAUCGAACUUCGAUUCUGGCACCGAUUCUAUGAUUAUCUCAGAAAUCUCUCAUUAACAAUGUGUACCGUGCGAUCUACCAAGGUUUCUUCUUAUAUAUUUUCCGUUUAUAUAACUUUUACCUACCUUUCAUCGUAAAGCAAUUUGUCCGGUCACAGUGGGUUGACGUACAAUAGUGGAGAAACAAAAAGGAAAAAAGGUAGAAUUAAAAGAAACUCAAAACAACAGAGAAUGCUUCGACAAGCAGGUUCAAAUUUCAAGGUAGAAAAAUAUACACCGACGUACAAUUAAAUCAAUCAGCAAUUUUGUCACUUAUAUUGUUUGUGUGCUUAAAUGUCGAUGUUAGAUUUGGGAAAAGCAUAGAAUCUGUCACAUCUUUGAAAUAAUAAAAAACAGCAGAAAGUUUUGAUAAUGAUCAGGAGGAGCUCGAUGACGAUUAACGCGUCGAUGGUGACACGUUAACUGCCACAGACAUUUGUUUGGAAUAAGAGCCCUUUUUUAAUGACUUACCUAUCAUUUCUUUAUUUUAGUAUACUGAUUGGUUGAAUUCUAUAGUUGUAAAUUAAUAUCGAAAGGACAUAUAUAAUGUUUGUGAAUGAUCAAAGAUUCAUUUAGAAAUUUAAAACGGGACCAAGAACGAUAUGUCACUGUCGAGUCGCGUAUAAAGAAAUCAAGAUUCAUUAUCGAGAUACUAUAUGAAAAAUAAAACGUGUUUUACGUGUUCGUAUUCGCUACUCGAUAUUAAUGUAAAUCAUCAUGA